ACGAAAAUGUCGCAUAGAAAGUUUAGCGCACCUCGGCAUGGGUCUAUGGGAUUUUAUCCUAAAAAGAGAUCUCAACGGCAUCGUGGAAAAGUAAAGGCUUUUCCUAAAGAUGAUCCGAGUAAACCUGUACAUUUAACGGCUUUUAUCGGUUACAAAUCUGGUAUGACUCACGUAGUCAGAGAAGCUGAUCGUCCAGGAUCAAAGGUAAAUAAAAAAGAAAUUGUGGAGGCAGUUACUGUUUUGGAAACACCACCUGUAAUUGUAGUUGGUGUUGUUGGAUACAUCGAAACACCACAUGGUUUACGUGCCCUUACUACAGUGUGGGCGGAACAUUUGUCAGAAGAUUGUCGCAGACGAUUUUAUAAAAAUUGGUACAAGAGUAAGAAGAAGGCAUUUACAAAAGCUUCCAAAAAAUGGCAAGAUGAUCUUGGCCGUAAAUCCAUAGAAAGUAACUUCAAAAAGAUCACUAAGUAUUGCAAAGUUGUACGAAUUAUCGCACACACGCAGAUGAAACUGUUAAGACUACGUCAAAAAAAAGCUCAUAUAAUGGAAAUUCAACUUAAUGGUGGAACUAUUGAACAGAAAGUUCAAUGGGCUCGUGAACAUUUGGAGAAACCAGUACCUGUCAGUAAUGUUUUUGCUCCAGAUGAAAUGAUAGAUGUAAUUGGUGUUACAAAAGGAAAAGGGUAUAAAGGUGUAACAUCGCGUUGGCAUACAAAAAAAUUACCACGCAAAACUCAUAAAGGUUUAAGAAAAGUCGCUUGUAUUGGAGCAUGGCAUCCAAGCCGUGUAUCCUUUACUGUUGCACGUGCUGGUCAAAAGGGAUAUCAUCAUCGUACGGAGAUGAAUAAGAAGAUUUAUAGAAUUGGACAAGGAAUUCACACCAAGGAUGGCAAGAUAGUGAAAAAUAAUGCUUCCACGGAGUAUGAUCUCACCGAAAAAACUAUUACACCAAUGGGAGGAUUUCCUCACUACGGUGAAGUGAAUAAUGAUUUCAUUAUGAUUAAAGGUUGUUGUAUGGGACCAAAGAAACGUGUGAUAACAUUGCGCAAGUCUUUAUUGGUGCACACCAAACGAUCAGCGUUGGAAAAGAUUAAUCUUAAAUUUAUCGAUACUAGUUCUAAAUUUGGACAUGGUCGCUUCCAAACUGCUGCUGAUAAGGCUUCGUUCAUGGGUCAACUUAAAAAGGAUCGUAUUCGUGAAGAACAGGCACAAGCACAAGCCACCACCUCGAUACCAUCGGCUACAACUGCUUAAUUCAUUAUU
Messenger RNA from Eufriesea mexicana, 1266 nucleotides. It is a transcript of the gene RpL3, whose product is annotated as ribosomal protein L3. Bases 7 to 1257 code for a protein of 416 amino acids. Gene Ontology annotation, biological process: translation. Gene Ontology annotation, cellular component: cytosolic large ribosomal subunit; ribosome. Gene Ontology annotation, molecular function: RNA binding; structural constituent of ribosome. The transcript has 8 exons. Lineage: Eukaryota; Metazoa; Arthropoda; Insecta; Hymenoptera; Apidae. The record is from RefSeq and is a predicted model, not a curated record.